Molecule: messenger RNA, 1515 nt
Organism: Salmo salar (Atlantic salmon)
Lineage: Eukaryota; Metazoa; Chordata; Actinopteri; Salmoniformes; Salmonidae
Gene: yk002
Product: fibronectin type-III domain-containing protein UNQ728/PRO1410 homolog
Molecular function (GO): protein binding
Source: RefSeq, a predicted model, not a curated record
AUACUGUAGAUCAUAAUGCAUUAGAUCACAUGGACGGGAUGGGAACUGAUCCUUGAUCAGCAUACCUACUCAGAUGCUUUGUGAGUACAUAUGGCCCUGAUGCAGUGAGGCAAAAGAGCUGUGUGUUUGUGUUAUGAAAUAAAAGCCUAUUAAAUCCUAAACAGAUUGGAGGUGAAGAUUGAGGACACAAUACAACAGAGGGCUUUAGUAAAACUGACAGGCAACCAGAGGGCUUCUUUUAGUGACACACACUUGCGAUUUUGUCACGUGGAAAACACAUGAACAACAUGAGGAGAACAUAAGGACAACAACAUGAGAACGAGAUGUCAUUCUGCUGGAACUUGGCUGCCAUGCUCCUACUACUACUGGCCCCUGACCUGCUUCCCACCCGCCUCAUCAACACCCACCCCCUUCUCACACACGCUGUUCCCACCUCCCCGCCGGUCAUAUACCCCAAGAUCCAAUACGUUACCGGCGUGGGCUUCGACUACGACGAAGAUGACUACACUGAAGAGGAUGUUUCCCAUUUCCCUCCUAACCACAGCAAAGCCUCAUCAGCUUCUACUCUAGUUCCGAUGCAGUCCAAGCCCUGUGACUACCAUCCCUGCCAGGACAACCAGCUCCCCUGCUCCCAGCUCUCUGCCCAGACCGGAUGCCUCUGCCCUGGUCUAAGUGGGGCAGGUGAGCCUCCUCAUGCUCCACACCUCCAGAAGCUAGUGCCAGGCGCUAAUGGGGGGGCAGAGGUACGGUGGUGCGCCCCAGCCUCUGUGGUAUCUGAGUACCGGGUCGUGAUCGAAGAUCGAAGAGGAGAACCUCUCCAGUUCGGGGGUGAUUCUCGGAGCGGGGUGCUGGGGGAACUAGAGGCAGGUGUCAAGGUGUGUGUGGAGGCGGUGAACAUGGCGGGAACCAGUGCCCCCUCAAAGCUCUCCUGCCUGCGCUACGACCCCCCUGAGGCCACCAACCUGGCCCUAAGGGCGGGGGUUAUCGGAGGGGGGCUGGGUUUUCUCCUGCUCCUUUUCCUGGUCACCCUGGUCCUCUGGAGGCGACAGACAUGUAAAACAGGGGAAAACUCAGCAGAGGGGCUGGGGAACCCCUCCUACAGCACGGAGGGAACGCUGUGAUCCAGUUUUGGGAUUACAGAUGGUACAGUGAUUCAGUAGCACAGGCGACCCUUAGAGAGAAUGUAGGAGUAAAGCAACUGGGACGAGACAGAGCCAAAAUGGCUUCACUCACCAGCACUGUGCUCAGGUUGUUCAGAAUCCUGCACUUAUGAAUAUAGGAAUUAAACAAGAACUUUGGACUUUUGUGAACUAAAUAACCCUAACAAAAUCUUAAGAGGCGUUGUGACUAAACAGACUGCAGGUUGUUUGCUGGCAAAUUAACUUGUGUACAGAAGGAUCAAGACAGGGCAGUUAUGGCAGUUAGAUUCAUGUGUAGAAUAAAUACAACUAACUGAAUACUCAUGAUGAAUAACAAAAGCAAUUGUUUUCUAAUAAAAGUGUUUUCAUAAUUUUG